Messenger RNA from Verruconis gallopava, 2825 nucleotides. RefSeq lists its product as uncharacterized. The record is from RefSeq and is a predicted model, not a curated record. NCBI's taxonomy places the organism in Eukaryota, Fungi, Ascomycota, Dothideomycetes, Venturiales, Sympoventuriaceae. The transcript has a single exon. The coding region runs from base 58 to 2589 and encodes 843 amino acids.
AAGCCUUUCUUCUUUUUCCUUUACUUCGGCGCCUAAUGUUAACCGUUGGCAACCGGCAUGCAUACUUUAUUUGCUAACUGUUCUCUCAAGUCGCCAGAACGACAGAUCAGGCUUCUGACCAGUGAUCUGACUGCCGGCUUCGAUGAUGGCUUGCCUUGCUAUACAUUAAAGGUUCAUGACUGCUUCGAUGCAUGGCCAGAGUAUACGGCUAUUUCAUACACAUGGGGCCCAAGUGCGCCAUCUCUGCGGCUUAGAAUAAAUGGUCAUAUCUUUGAAGUGGGAAUGCAUUGCUGGUAUGCUCUUUGGCAAGUUCGGCACUACUAUGGGGUCUCUUCGCCUGCUAUUUGGAUUGAUUCAAUUUGUAUCAAUCAGGGCGAUGACCGCGAGAAGACCUUGCAAGUAGCUUUGAUGGGUAAGAUUUACUCAAACGCCUCUUGUGUUGCGGCUUGCAUCGGCUCCAGCGAUGUUUUGUCACGCCUUGAGUCAAGUUUGAAGAAGGACGUUCAAUCCAAGUCGGACGUGGUAUUGCAAGAACUUGAUUCCUUGACUUACUUCAGCCGUCUGUGGAUCACACAAGAGCUAGUCCUCGCGUCAAAGAUAUUGCUUCUUUCCGGCUUAGAUACUCUGAGCUGGGAUACAAUUUCAGCCGCGUUAAAGAAUACGGCAGGUUCGGGAUCAAGAGCGCAGAAUGCUGCCGCAGAGUACCGAUCUGGUCAAUCUGCAAGGUUGGCUAGUUUGUGCAGAAGCCGUGCAGCACGAGUUCGCGGCGAGUCACCUCCAGCGAAUUCGCCAGGCAGCUCAACUCUUUUAUCGCUGCUCACAGUCUACAGGCAACUUCGCUGCACUGACCCUCGGGACAAAGUGUAUGCUUUACUUUCGCUCCUUCCAACGGAAGAUCCCGCACGAUUGAUUGUGCCCAAUUACAACAUCAAGACUUUGCAAUUAUUUCGUAUUAUCCAUGAUUUCUGUUGGAAGCACUCAAAAGGACAGGAUAGACUCAACGUGCUCCGAGGACUGCAAGAUGUAGCAGAAGCAAUGACACUCCAGGGCCUGGAGAUCAAUCCCAAUGAAAUAUAUGCAGAGAUGGUAAAUUCUCACGUGCAGGGUGCAGAAGACCAGCAUGCUGGCGUUAUGCACAGAUUACAGCUCCUCUACACAUUCACACUAUCUCACGGAGAGUACGGACCCUGUGAAGAUCUCACGAAUGAAGUGCGUAUGGAAGCAACUGCCAGAAUGUAUUUCCCAAGUUUCAAAGAAGAGGCCUUUUUGAGACAAAAAUUGCAACAACUAAUGCCGGCCGCACUUGCAGCCGACACAACUUUCAAGAUUGUAAGAUUCCAGCCAAAAGAUGGGAUUAUGGAUCGAUGCCCACCCCUGCUAUUGGUUCCAGCGACUGCAAGACCGGGAGAUGUCAUUGCAUGUGCCACUUGGGGCGAGCCAAUACAAUAUCCAAGUUUGUUGAAGCAGAGCAACCUUGUGUCAUGCUGUUUCCCUAUCCUGCGCAGGAAAAAGCAUGAACACACAUUGACUUUGCUUGGCUGGGCCGUUGUGCUGAUGCACGAAUACGGCAAGGCUUGGAAUCUCUCGAUACCGAAAGAUCUGGAUCAAUGCAUGGGGUUUUGGCUGAACCACAUCAUGUCGAUACCCCUGGGAGACCAUAGAAUCAUCAUUCUGGAUUCUGGCUCUGUACUUUUGCACCUAUCAAUGCCAGAUACGUUUGCAUUCGCAUUGCUCAGUCGCGAAGGGACUCUUGCUUUGAGAUACAUUUUACCUUCAAGUUCUUCCUACGUGAACCAUCCUGCGGUAGUCGAUGGUGCCAACCGUUUGAACGAGAAUGCUUCCGAUCCAUUCGGCAUGCACCUGUGGUCUGAAAUCGUAGUUUCACAGCAAUAUCUAGAUCUGGUGUACUCAAGCCUGUGUCAGUCCGCUAUGGCAGCAAUUGAAACAACACCAAAUCAGGCGAGCUUUGCAGUUCAACUGCAAUGCUAUCUGCUGGAAGAACCGAAGGCUAUGCAUCCGGCAAUACCAUUAUGGCUCUGUUUUUUCUACUAUUUUCUUGCCUGCCAUGUCCUUAACAUCGAUCCUGAAGAUGUCAGUUCCGACCAGGCUCACGCUCUAAAGAAUAUCGCACCAGAGAAGCUCGAUGUGAUGCUCUACGCUCUGACCAACACACUUGGAAUAUUAGAGGAGGAUCGUAAAUGGCUCCGGUUUGCGGUCCAGGUCCAGGUGAGGGCCGGCUUGAACAUGCGAAAGCUAGCCACAUUUUUGGAAUUCGAUUUGAAAUACGCAUGGAUCUGCGAUCUCGUCUCAAGCAAGAUGGCUAUGUGGGCGCUUAACAUUCGCAAAAUAGCUGAUUUUGAUUGGGAUAAACUCCCAUGUUAUGAUCGAGAUAAAUUACAAGGGCCCUCCAACGAGCAGGUCCAAAGUCGUUGGGAUUUUCCUGAGGAAUGGUCUCUGUCUUUUAGGGACGCUGAAGUUGCGUCCAAGUCAUUACAAACGCGAGAAAGCGUGAUAAAAGACGAGUUACUUGUCGUUUGCUAUAAAGCCUUGGCAACAUGCCUUGUCGCCAACCAAGCUGAUGAGGAAUAGAGCUCUGCUACAGUUAUUUUGGAGGAAGGGAAGUUCCAAUGAUAAGUAUGACGAGGUAUCCUAAUGCUACUACAACCACCCUGUAUUUAGAUCGGCUCCACCAUACCUGCGCCAUGCUCUCGCUGCUCCCGAUGCGGACGACAUUAUAAUAGUUUAAGCUAGGCAAGAGAUUGCGAAAAAAUACAAAGUCAUAUGAAACCACGGGAAACGAGAAAUCGGACAAAAAGAGACAACCC